Leptopilina heterotoma is the source of this 5129-nucleotide messenger RNA. Its product is annotated as fatty acid synthase-like. Lineage: Eukaryota; Metazoa; Arthropoda; Insecta; Hymenoptera; Figitidae. The record is from RefSeq and is a predicted model, not a curated record. Gene Ontology annotation, molecular function: fatty acid synthase activity; oxidoreductase activity. The transcript has 13 exons. Gene Ontology annotation, biological process: fatty acid biosynthetic process. Bases 1 to 5088 code for a protein of 1695 amino acids.
AUGGAACCAAAAAUGACCGGAGAUGAAAUUGUGAUAUCUGGCAUAGCUGGAAGAUUUCCGAACAGUGAUAACAUCAAAGAAUUGCAGAAGAAGCUUUUGAAUAAAAUAGAUUGUAUUGAUGAAAGAAAUGAUCGUUGGGAGAAUGAAUAUCCUGAUAUUCCAAAGCGAAUCGGGACAUUAAAUAAUCUUGACAGUUUGGAUAGUGUCUUUUUUGGUAUUCAUGGAAAAAUGGAGGAUUGUAUGGAUCCAAUGUUAAAGAUAUUAAUUGAAACAACAUAUGAAGCAAUUACUGAUGCUGGAAUUAAUCCAAGGAAUUUAAGAGGAACAAAAACGGCUGUUUUCACUGGGAGCAUGACUUCAGAGUCAGAGAAAUCUGUCACCGGCAAGAAAUUUUGGAAAAAUAAGUACAGUUUAUAUGGUAUCAGUCGUGCUAUGUUACCAAAUCGACUUUCAUUUUUGUACGAUCUUACUGGACCAAGUAUUAAUAUUGAUGCUGACUCCUGUGGAGGUUCUAGUGCGUUACUCGAAGGCUUUAUGGCAAUUAAAGAUGGAAGAGUUGAAAAUGCUAUUAUUGGGGCCAGCAACGUUUUAUUAUAUCCAGAAAUAUCUAAACAAUUACUUUUCUUAGAACUCUUGUCGCCCGAUGGAAAAAACAAAUCAUUUGACAAUUCAGCUGAUGGUGUAACUCGCAGUGAAUCAACAGUUGUUCUAUUGCUUCAAAAAGCUUGUAAUGCAAAGCGCAUUUAUGCUGAAGUAAAAAGUGCGAGUGUUUGUUUUGGAAAUCUCACAAGCGAUAAAUUACAUUUUUAUCCUGAUCAUGAUUUUCAAUCACAUCUGAUGAGAAGAACUUUAAAAGAAUGUGGUAUUCUUGGUAAAGAUAUAUCAUUUGUUGAAGCUACAGGUUUAGCGUUGAAGAAUAUUGAUGCUGAAGAAGUAACAGCAAUAGAUGAAGUUUACAAUGAAGGACGAGAAACGCCUCUUUUAAUUGGAUCCGUCAAAUCUAAUCUUGGAUACUGUGCAGCAACAAGCCCACUUAAUGGAGUUAUUAAGGUUAUCACAGCAAUGGAAUCGGGUUACAUACCACCAAAUCUUCAUUUUAACGAACCAUCGAACAAAAUUUCUGCACUUAAGCAAAACCGAUGCCAAGUUGUAACGGAAUUAACUCCUUGGACUGGUGACUACGCAGUCGUUAAUGCUCUAUCACUUGAAGGACCCAGUGGAAAUAUUAUAUUAAAAAGUUUUAAAAAGGAAAAGAAGAAUGAAGGAAAACCAGACGACAAUCUUCCAAGAUUAAUUAUAUGUUCUGCACGUACAGAAGAAUGUGUUAAUUUUCUUCUAAGCGAGUUAGAAAGCCGACCAGUCGAUGCAGAAAUGAUUCAGCUUUUAUACGAUGUAUUUGAAACUGAAAUAACAGCGCAUUUAUAUCGAGGAUUUACAGUACUUCCUCCUGAAGGAUUGGUAGAAAAUAAGUCACGAGAGAUUCAAUUUAAUACCGGAACGAACAGGGAAAUUUGGUAUAUGUUUUCCGGCAUGGGUUCUCAAUGGGUGGGAAUGGGUGAAGCUCUUUUGAAAAUACCCGUUUUUGCGGAAGCAAUAAACAAAUGCGAUCGUGUUUUAAAACCAAGAGGCAUAGAUAUUGUGGGCAUUAUUACAGAAAAUGAUCCAAAGAUGUUUGAUAACAUUGUCAAUUCAUUUGUUGGAAUUGCUGCUAUUCAAAUUGGUCUAGUAGAUGUCUUAGACUCAGUGGGAGUGAAACCUGAUUUUUUAAUUGGACACUCAGUUGGUGAAUUGGGAUGUGCUUAUGCUGAUGGGUGUUUUACAGCAGAACAGAUGGUUCUUGCUGCAUUAAGCAGAGGAUUGGCAUCAGUGGAAGCGGAAAUGCCAAGAGGUUCUAUGGCAGCAGUUGGUCUUGGUUAUGAAGAAAUAAAGAAUCUCUGUCCACCUGAUAUUGAUGUAGCAUGCCACAACAGUUCAAGCAGUUCCACUAUCAGUGGUCCUGAAGAAUCUAUGAAAACAUUCAUAGCAAAUCUAAUAGAAAAUAAAAUUUUUGCUAAAGAGGUGGCUUGUAGUAAUAUUGCCUACCACAGCCGAUAUAUUUCUCCAGCUGGCGAAAAGUUAAAAAAAUACCUACAAGAAAUAGUUCCGAACCCUAAACCUAGAAGUGAUCGUUGGAUAAGUAGUUCGGUGCCACGUAACGAAUGGAAAACAGCUAGAGCACGACUGUCAUCUGCAGCAUAUCACACGAACAACCUUCUAAAUCCUGUCUUGUUCGCUGAAAGUACAAAGCUUAUUCCAUCAAGUGCGAUCGUUAUUGAAAUAGCCCCUCACGGACUACUUCAGGCGAUCGUCAAGAAAUCAUUACCAAAAAAUGUUCUCAAUAUACCCUUAACUAGAAGAGGUCAUCUUGAUGGUGUAUUCUUUCUGUUAGAAGGUUUAGGAAAAAUUUACAACACUGGCAGGAAUAUUAAAGUGUCCAAUCUAUAUCCUAGAAUUAGCUAUCCUGUAUCACGUGGAACACCUUCAAUUUCAUCACUAAUUAAAUGGGAUCACUCAAAAAAAUGGUUCACCAGUAAAGUUGACAAAGCGAAGGAAGUAAAAGAGGGAGAGAUUAAAUUCACCAUUGAUUUAAAUAAUGAUACAUGGGAUUUUUUAAAACAUGCCAAAUUUGAAAGCAAAAUUGUUAUUCCACUAUCUCUUUAUUUAAAACUAGUUUCAGAUAUUAUAAGAAGUUUUCAAGAUAAUACUGAAUUCUCAAUAGUGUACAAAAAUGUGGAAGUUCAUAAGCAACAAGUGGAGAUUUCUGUUGAUAAUAAUAUCGAAUUGGUAAUAAUGGUUCAAAAAGGCACUGGUUUCUUUGAAGUAACAAGUAUGGAAACUUUAUUAUGCUCCGGAAUGGUGAAUAUAAAUGACGACCCUAAUCAGAAUUCCAUUGAUGUUUAUAAAGAACACGAGACUAUAGAUCAAUAUGUAAACGAAAGUCAAGUCUAUAGUGAAUUACAGAGACGGGGCUUCCAAUAUUCUGUCCCAUUCACAACUAUUCAAAAAUCGUCAAUUGAUGGUAAUAGCGGAUAUUUAGUCUGGAAAGAUAAUUGGACUACAUUUUUAGAUGGAAUGAUUCAAAUGUAUAUCCUUGGAAACGACACGAGAACUGCACAAGUUCCGAUAAAAAUUAAAAACAUCUUUAUUGACAUGAAGCAUCAAGAAGAAAUUACUAACAAAUCAAUAGAAAUACCGGUAACAAUCCAUAGACGGUUAGGAAAUAUUAGCGCAGGAGGGGUGAAAAUGAUAGGGGUCGUUCUUGAAUCUAUUCUCAAUGAAUCUGGGCGACAGAACAUUGUAGCUGAAGAAAUUUUACCUAAUUCAAUUUUAGGAGCAUUUGAACAUAUACCACUAUCCUGCAAUCUUCAAAAAGUGUCGAAUUGGAAAGCAAAGCAGCUAAAAUCUUUGGAUUUAAAUUCAAUUUCAUGGAUUGAGGACUUACCAACAAAAGCUGUAAACAAAAUCAAAGUCGAAUACGCUUCUAUUAAUCAAGGAGAUAUUUUGUUAGCAAAAACUAAUAAAUCAUUAGAAGAACCUCGAAGUAAUAGACUCGAUAUCAAAUCAUUUGGGCAAGAAUAUUCUGGAACUAAUUUACAAGAAAACAGAGUAAUGGGAAUUGUUAAAAAUUCUGCCCUAUCAAAUUACAUAACACCUGAUGAAGACUUCACAUGGAAAAUACCUGAGAAUUGGUCCUUGGAAGAUGCUGUGACUGUACCUUUAGCAUAUGCAAAUGCAUAUUUAGCUUUGAUGAUAAAGGGACAACUUGAAGUUAAUCAAUCUGUUUUUGUGUAUGAUGGUUCAUGUUCUAUUGGACAAGCUAUAAUUAAUCUAGCUUUGAAUUUAACUUCACAAAUAUUCGUUCGUUUGUCCAAUGAUGACGAGAAAUGUAAUAUGAAAAUAAACUUUUCCAAUAUUCCAGAAAGUCAUUUUAUAAAUUCAUCAAUAAGCUUCGCUGAUCAAAUAUUGGAAAAGACAAAGGGAAAAGGAGCAGACUUAAUAAUAUAUAAUGGAGAUGAUUUAAGUAAAAUAGAAAGUUGCAUGAUGUCUGUGAAAAACUGUGGAAAGGUCGUUAUUAUAGGAAAUAUGAAUGCAACACUUCAUAGAAUAGUAGGAUUGCAAAUUUUCCGCACAGGAAUUGCUUUAUCUGCAAUAAUUCCAAGUCAUAUAUCAAAUCUCGAUAAUGCCACGAAGAAAAUAAUAUCUCAAAUGAUUUUAAAUGGAAUAUCAUGGAAACUUAUCAAACCAUUACAUAGAUGUGUCUACUCCAGAGAAAUGGUGAAAGAUGCUUUUAUUCAUGGAGCUUCUAACAAUGCUUCUGGAAAAGUCGUUGUCAAAAUACAACCAGAAGAUGGAAGUAAUAAAGCUCUUUCAAUACCUCGUUUCUUGUGCAAAAGCGAAGCCUCCUACUUAAUUAUUGAUGGGCUGGGUGACAUUGGACUGGAACUAAUCGACUUUCUAGUAGUUAGAGGUGCCAGAAGUAUCGUCAUAGCUUCCGAAUCAAAAAAUGACAGAGCUUUUAUUAAUCACCAGAUAAGUUUGUGGAGAAGUUACGGAGUUUUAAUUUCAGUUCGUGAAGAACUGGAUCUUACACAUUGUGAAAAUGGAAAUGCUCUUCUUGAGGAAGUUGGCACGUUUGGCACAGUGGAUGCAAUUUUCGACCUUCAGCGCCUUAACAAUUCAUCAAAAAGAUCAUCUAAUUCAAAAUAUUUGUUCACCAAACACCUCUUUGAAGAAUCUAAGCAAAUGUGCCCUAAUUUACGCCAAUUUGUUGUCUUUUCAACAUGUAACCAUAUCAUAGAAAGUAUUAACGACAUUUUUUUAAGAGAAAUCGAUUUAACUAAAAUUUUCAAACAAAAAUCAAAAGCAGUUACAGGACUUUUGAUUCUCUUGGGUCCAGUUUCUGGAAUUGCUAAAAAAACAACGAAAUACGAGAGAAAUGUACCAAUAUUAACUAAUUCGAUUAUUAUGAAAGAAAUGGAUAAUUUAAUUGCAUCCAACGCAAACAUUGUGUCUCUUUCAUUAUUGAUUCAGCAUGAAUUUAAACUUUAAAAGUUUCAAUACUAAUUGUAAAUUCUAAUUAUAUGAUUGAA